Rotaria sordida is the source of this 1983-nucleotide messenger RNA. The record is from the annotation of a GenBank genome assembly. Lineage: Eukaryota; Metazoa; Rotifera; Eurotatoria; Philodinida; Philodinidae.
AUGUCUUAUCUACAUUUGGCAUCAACUGCCAAUUCAUCAACAUCAUCAUCAUCAACAACACCAUCAUGUUUUUUCAAUGUAAACACUAAUGGUGGAGUUUCAACAGUACCAACAUCAAUACCAUCAAAUUCAUCAUCCCUACUUGGAUCUAUCGGUGGUGGAAAACAUUGGACAACUAUUGGACAACCAUCAUCAACAUUAACACAACAAUUAUUAAUGAAACAACCAAAUUUUCUUAAUGUUCAACAAACAACAUCAUCACCAUUAUCAUCAUCAUCAUCACAUUUUGAUAAUAUUCUUGGAUCAUCAUCUUCUCAGACUCAAAUUGAAAAAAAUUUUGAAUUACAACAAGAAGAUUUUCCACCAUUACCACAUCGAAAUACAUUUCAUGAAUCAACAUCAUCAUCAACACUAAAUAUUCCAUCACAUCAUCAAAAUCAAAUAUCAUCAACAAUAUCAAAUGGAUAUAAUUCAACACAAACACAACAUUCACAAUCACAAUCACCUGUAUCAUUUAAAUCAUCUAUUGAUGCAUUAAGUACAUUAAUAAGUCGAUAUCAAGUAUCAGUUAAUAAUAAAUCAUCAACAUUAUCAAAUAAUUCUACAAAUGGUUUACCAUCAUCAACAAUAACAGAUCAAUAUGGUCUUGUUGGUCUUUUACAAAUGAUUCAACAAGCUGAAAAAAAUCCAGAUUCAUCAAUGUUACUUAAUUUUGAUUUAACAACACUUGGACUUAGUAUGGAAAGUACGAAUGAUUUACAUCCAUCAUUUAUUUCUCCAUUUUCUGAUAGUCAAGCUCGUGCAUAUGAAAUCGAUUAUCAAGUACCAUUUGAAUAUCAAAUGGGUAUGCAAAUACGUGAAAAAUUACCUCAAGUGAAUUUUUCAACAUUAAAUGAAGAUACAUUAUUUUUUUUAUUUUUUUUAUUUGGUAAUGAUUAUGUGCAAUUAUCAGCUGCAAAUGAAUUAUAUAAACGUGAUUGGCGUUAUCAUAAAGAUGAACGUAUAUGGUUAACACGAAUAAAAAAUAUAAUGCCCGAUCAAAAAUAUGAUACAUAUGAAACAGGUGUUUAUUGUGUAUUUGAUGUACAACUUUGGCGUAAAACACAUAAAAGUAUGCGAAUUGAUUAUGAUAAAUUAGAUGGUCCUGUUGUAAAACAACAUUCAGAUUUACUUGCAUCAAAAUUUCUUCAACAACAAUAUACACCUAUAACAUCAACUACUGCAUCUCUAGGAUUAAUUGGUGAUGUUGCAGAUGUUAAUACUACUACUGUUGGAGGUACUGUUCUUGUCGGUGGUGGUGAGGAUGUUGAUCAAGCUUUUCAAUGGAUGAUCCAGAAGGCAGGUGGUGGCGACUUUGUUGUGCUUCGAGCUUCUGGUACUGAUGCAUACAAUAGCUAUAUUUAUAAAUUAGGUUCUAUAAAUUCUGUUGAAACUCUACUUAUUGACUCUCGUACUUUGGCUAAUGAUCCUCAAGUUGAAAGAACAAUCUUAAAUGCUGAAGCUAUAUUUAUUGCUGGUGGUGAUCAAGCAGACUAUGUUAACUUUUGGAAGGAUACUAAAGUACAUCAUGCACUUGAUUAUUUGCGUAAUGUCAAACAAAUACCAGUUGGUGGUACUUCGGCGGGUUGUGCGAUUCUAGGUGGUACUUAUUUCGGAGCUCUUCAAGGAACAGUUACUUCAACUGAAGCUCUUAAUAAUCCUUAUAUUAAUCUUGUUACUCUUGGUCAUAAGGAUUUUCUUAAUCAACCAUAUCUUUCUGAUGUUGUUACCGAUUCUCAUUUUGAUAAUCGCGAUCGUCAUGGUCGUCUUACAACGUUUCUUGCUCGUAUGAGUCAUGAUCAUGGUAUAUUAGCUCGUGGUAUCGGACUUGAUGAAUCAACUGCUGUCUGUAUUGAACCGAAUGGUAUUGGAAAAAUAUAUGGUUCUGGAUUAUUGGCUAAAUUGUAUAGUGUCCAAGUCAUUAAGGUUGCUGUUGUUUCAUGA